Cladocopium goreaui is the source of this 7797-nucleotide messenger RNA. The record is from the annotation of a GenBank genome assembly. NCBI's taxonomy places the organism in Eukaryota, Dinophyceae, Suessiales, Symbiodiniaceae.
AUGGAAGAUGUGCGACGCUUUGAAGAAGGCCAGUGGCAAAUUGGGUCCGAAGCGGACAGCUUCUGCAAGGUCGAUUGGGUAGGCAAUGUCGGAUUUCAAAUUCUGCAGGCAAUGCACGUGUUGACGACUUCCAAACCAGACCAAUGCCCCUGGCAGCAUGUUGGUUUCGGAUGGGUAAGGCACAGUUUGGCAGAAAAUUUUGAUGGGCUUUAUGGCCUCAGUUUGGCCGCAACUUUAAACAUGGACUUUGAUGAAAUCAUGGUCACAAGCAACAACUGCUCCAGAUGGUUCAUCAUGAACCCUGCAACCUCCCAAAUCUGGAGCAAGGAUUUGGCUGGAAAAGGAAAUGUGUGUCCUGGUUGGGGCCGGUGUCGCUUGGGUGACAUGCUACGGUUGCUCAGCGGCCAGACAAUCCGAUGGUUCAUUUGGGUAAGAAAAACAAGCCAUCAGUGGGGAACUUGCGACUUUGUGGAGUCUGUGUUUGACACUUCCUGCGAGCCUCAACCAGAUGUAAAGUGGAGCAUUGGCUGGCCCGCGUACCUCGCGUUUUCGACUCUAAAACUGUUAAAGGCUUUGGAAUCCGUGGAAUCCGGUGCCAACGGUGCCAAAGUGACGAGCGUGCUGCAGCAAGUACGUCAAGCCGCAGGAGUGGUCAGAGGAUGCUUGCAACACACUAUUUGGGCACCUGCGAUUUUGAAACUGUUUUCCCGUCCGAUGCUCCGACCCUGGCGUUCCUUGUUGCAAGGAGCCAUCAACAUGACGGCCAUGGUCCCAUCUGCAAAUCAACCCUGGUAUGAUGAAGCCUUCCAGAGCUGCAAGACUCCCAGCCCUUGUUGGCGUCCGAUGGUGGGAUGGAUCAGCUUUGAGAGCUCUUGUUUGCUUUGCUGCAAUCCCUUCUUCGGUCCCAAAGGCUACUCAGAAUGCUUUACAGAACCCUUCACCUAUGAGUUGUGCUGCCAGGGAAAUCAGGGUGUGGAGGUGAAGCCCCGGAUGGAAUUGAAUGAAAGCAGUCUAACUACCUUGAUAAAUGCGGCGCCAAAGACGAGCAAGAAGGUUCACCACUGGCGUGGCAAGGUGCUGCCAGUGAAUUGGACCGAAGUCGAAUUGGAGGUCCUCCGCACUCAGAAACCAAUGCCAGAUGUCCAGGCGGAGGUCUUGUUGAAGAGAACGGCCACUGAGAUGAGAAGUUGGAUGGAUGAAGGACGUGGACAACGUGUUUGGCCUCAGGUCGACCUCUACGUCUCCCAGAAUGUGUUGACUGCAGCGGACACCUGGGUUUUGGCUGAGCCAGAUGCAGAUGGGGCCGAUUUGCUGUUCUCCAACGGCUAUCUCUGUGACCAGGGCUGUUGUCCUGCAAACGCCAGUGCUUGUGCGCUGCGGCAACGCUCCCAACCUGGAACCUUUGCAGCGUUGCCUUCCGAUGGGCCAGUUGAAAUUUGUGACUUUGGCGGCUCUGAUGCGGUAAUGAGGGCUCAUGCUGUUCAGUACGGAGAACUUCCUUUACCGAAAGGUGUUGCCUGUCCAAGAUCAAGCUCUGGGAGUGUUGCGGUGCUCUUAACCCAACCUGGUGCAAGCAGCGCUGGUCAUGCCCUCUCUGAAGCAAUCUUUUUGAGUUCGGUGCUUCGUAUGGCCCGACUUGGAGCCUUUCAACACAAGCCGUUGUAUGUUAUUCCAUCUUUGAGUCGGCUCUGGUGCUGUCACUGCCAGCAACUGGUGGAUGCUACAAGCUCUGGAGACUGCAUUCUCGAUUCAUUAAGUCCACCCAUAUCACCGAUGGACCCGAACAUGAAAGCGAGUAACCCCUUGGCUUACUUAGUCUUUCAGAUCGCCUUACGCUUUCUGCCAAAUCAAACCGUUUCGUGGUUCUCGCUCUUCAAGGACGAGGUCAAUGGAAAGGAUCCCAACUUCGCCUGUCCUCGGCGCUACGAUGCUGUGGUGCAGCCCUUCCGGUCCCUUGUGGGCGAUGCGUCCCUGCACAACGAAUUUCGACAGCAUGCUGCUGAGCUGUGUGGCCUACAGGAACCCCCAGCGGUGCCGAAAAAACGACGUUUGGUGCUGCUGAGGCGCACCAGACACAUGCGCUCCUGGGGUGAUGUGGAAGAGUUGUUGCAGGGCCUGUUGGCUUGGGCCAAGAGAAAUGACUGGCAGGUGGAGGUGCUGACGUUAGGUGACAUGGAGCCAUGUGAGCAAAUUGCAGCCCUCCAAGAUGCAUCGAUUGCUAUCACUGUGUACAGCACGGAGCAUCACCUGGCCUCAGCGUUUCUGCCGGAAAAAGCAGUUUUAUUGGUGCUGAACACCAAAGUCAAGGCUCGUCUCAAGAAGUUGGAGGAUCUCCGGGGCCCCGGGAUGCAGCGCAACGCCUCCGUGGCGCGUCGCUUCGUGGAACUCUGUGGUCCCUGGCGCGCCGCCGCAGAGGCAAGGGAGGCGAAGGAGGCCGACUCGGGCGGGUCGUGGGAGCCCGUGCUAGCGCCCUUCAUGGAUAACUCGGGGACGGCAGCGGCCAGGAAUUUGAUGUUUUAUGCUUUCAACAAUGUGACGUGCCACGUGCUGGCGACCUCCAAAAAAGUGGUGAGCCGAACACCUUGUGGAUCAGAUGACCUGCUGGUGACUGGUGCAGUGUCCACCCAUUGGGACGACCUGAUCCGGGUGGCUUCUGUGGCUGAGCAAAGAGCUGUACGAAAGUCAGGCUUCAAACAGAGCUGCAUUUUGCAUUUUGCACUGCUUUGCAGUGAGUCUACCCGCAUGGAUGCGCAAAAGGAAGGAUUUGGAGUCUUCGGCAACGAAGAUCUCCACGGCUAUCUGCGAAUGGCAGAAGUUGAAACUGGCGUGAACGUUGGAGUGAAUGAUAGCACCUUGGAUGAUCAUGCAGUUGCUUGGAAGAUCAACUGCACCAAACCUUUGCUGGCCAGCCUUGAUCGCGACAGUGAUCCAGAGAGUCCCUCGAGUCCAGGGCGUGCGAGAAGAAGAAGGUCUACUAUCGAUGGGGACGUGGAUGUGGUAAAACUCACACAGGGCACACAGGGCCGCAGCCUGGUCCUGCGGCCGCCCCGCAGUGUGGCCGGCAUCGGGGCCGCGUUUCUUUGUAUUCUAUUCGGUGGAUGUGUUGGUGCGGCAGUUGGCUAUUGGGGCCUGUAUUUGGAACCUCGCAUGCUGAUGUCUGAGGAAUGUGACUCAAUCACAACCAUCCAGCACUUGGGUUUGGACGCCAUGCACGUCUACAAGAUUUUGGAGAGCUUUUACUGUCAUAGUCUCCGGACGUCUACCUUAAUGGAGGUCCUGUGUCCUGCCGUUGUGGGUGUCGGAGGUGCAGUUGGUGCUUUACGAAUUGCUUACGGACAAGCAUACUUUAGCAAUUGGACAGACGAGGAAUCAAUGAUUGAACUGAAGAGGCUUUAUUCCUUACGCACGGUUGGAACGAAGUUUGUGCUCAGGUGUUGGCGAAUGCGUCUUUCGAUGAUUUUCUGCUUCCAAGUUGUGGUGAUGUUGUGGCUUCGCUACACAGUGGAUUUAGCAAUGGACAUCGAAGCGAUGAGGAUUUUCUUGGUACAUAAGCAGCCGUGGUUCUUCACCUUGAACCUGCUUGGCGUUUUCCUGGGCCUACUGUGGACGGCGUAUGAAUUCUACAUCGUUAUAACCACACCUGGAGCCAAGAUCGUGAAGACUGAGAUUUUUUUUGCGGGGCUCACCCUGCCAUUGUUGGGCCAGCAUGUCACGUAUUUGGCGAUUCUCUCGCUGUAUACCGGCAUGCUUCAUCCCUUUCUCUUCGUCUCCACCUUGGCAGAGGCCAUUUUGGAAUCCUCCAUCUCAUCCUUUAUUCAGACCUAUGCUGUGGUCUUCACACCCUUGACUUCGGCACAGAAGACUCAGCUGUACAUCUCCAUCUUUUCGUCUUUUAUUUCCAUUGGUUACGCCUUCAGCACCAUAGAUCUGUUUCAGGGCGGAAGGAUGUUGGUGAAAGUGCCUGGAUACUGCAAAAGUUUUAAUGGCCGCUUUGCCACGGUGCUCCUCUUCCGGGUGGCAGAAAUCACUUCCCGUGCUACGUCGCUGGCUCUCUUUCAAGCGGUGACACGGCCGUAUGGCAUGUUCGUGGUCAUCGCAGCAGAUGGCAUUAUAAUGUCAGUCGUGACAAUCUUCUUCCAGUGUCAAGUGGCCAAGUUUGCACCCAUCGAAGGCUGUUCUUUCGUUCGUCAAAACUUUUUCUAUGUCAUCCCGUCGGUGCUCUUUUGCCGCAUGGCGCCCAUAUUGGAGAAAGACACAGUUAUCACCGUGCCACCAGUGGUCUACUAUGCCAUCAGGUACCUAGAACUGGGGGCCAUGGUGGCUGUGGCUGCCGAGUUUCUGGACUGGGACCUGGAGGAGGCAAAGCAUCUCUUCGAGGACGAUGGAUUCAUCGUAGCAGCAUUUGUUCUCAGUACCUUGGUGAUGCUGGUCCUUGGCAUCAUCAUCAGGAGCUUCCUCAGUGUUCGAACCUUGAUGGACAGCUCUGUGGAGAUCUGGAGUGAAGAUGAGUUUAAUCAUGUGCAGCAUGCAUUGAAGAAUCGUGUCCUCGAGGAUCAUGCUGCAGACCCGAAGGCGAUGAAAGUCGUGACCAAAAUCUUGGAGCAAAAUCCCACUUUCACAAGCUCCGAGUGCCAUGCAGUAGCCAAAGAAGCAGGCUUCCCAUCAUCUGCGCACUGGGAUUCCAACUUUCUGAGAGCCAAGGUGGUGCUGAUUAUCAAGCAGGCUUUGCAAGCUGUGGAAACCUUUGACUUCACACGCGCUCCCAACCGCUUCAGAAGCACUUUGAGCUCCAGGUCGCUGGUCUCCAUCCGCUCCACUCGAUGCACCCUUACAUGUAACAGAGAUUCAUCGAUCGUUGGUCAAAUGUCUACAGAUGAAUCAAAGCAGAAGUUUGUACUUGAGUGUGUGGAUCAGUCUGAGCGAUUAACGUCAGGGCAGACUUUCCAGUUGAGAGCUUUGACCAGCGGCCACCUGAUUGGAUUGGUGAAAACAGAGCCAUUGACCUACGAGCUUCGUGCACAGUCCAAAUGGGAGGAUGAAGCUGCAACUUUAUUUUCUGCCCUUCUGGUGCAUCAGGAAAUUUACAGGUCCGCCAAGGCCUUUUUAGACUUGGUCCACAUGGGAGCUGACUUGAAUGUGGGCGAGCUUCAUCGGGCCAAGGGACGGAAGAGACGGCUGAGCCUCAAGGACUGGGAUCCUCUGGGCUGGAAGAUUUACAGCAUCAAUGGGAAACUCGCAACCAGAGAAGUUGUAGAUGAGAUCCUGGAGAAAGGUAGAGGAUCCACUGUGGCACGGACGUACUCCAUGGAUUCGCAGCUGGACGCAGUUGAAAACAGCAAUGCCUUGGCAAAGUCUUUGCGCCCGGGAGCAGAAGCGGCAGCACGAGGGGAGUACAUCGUGCAAUUUGUCAGGAGAGAUUCCAAGACUACUGUGAUGGCUGGGAGCGAGGUGCUGUUGCAGCAUGCAGCUGGUUGGACGGAGGCUCACAUGGGUAUGUCCGAAGGUUUCAGCAAUGAGGACGCUGAAGGAGAGGCGGUGGAUCGGGUGAUCAAGGCCGUGUUUGUCGAGGGUGAAUCGUUUCAAGGUGGACUGGCCUUCACCUUGGAGCCAGCCGAAUACGGCAGCAAGGAUGAUCCCAGCAUCUAUCAAUGGACAGCAGGGCUCAUUGGCACCCUUUCAGACACGGUCCAGCUUCAGCAGUCCUUUUCUGAGAAGUAUCGCACCAUGACCCUCGUGGCUUGCAACGCUCGAUCCCUUGGUUUGGACCACGUGACAGGAAUUUUGCAAGCAGAUCAUGACCUGCAUUUGCGCAUCUUCUUGAGCUUGAUGCAGCCCAUACUUCAGGACAUCCGUGUGGAGUACAACUUCGGCGAGGAAACUCUGGACGUUGAAUUCGAUGUUGAUGAGGCAGCUGUCAACAAGCCAUUGGUCGUGGCAGGAUUCCACGUCGACGAUGAAGAUGAACUGACGCCUGCGGCGAGUGCUGGGGUUCAACUUGGAGACCAGCUGCUGAUGGUCGAAGUCACGGAGCUAGACGGCAGGAUGAAGAAGAUCACGAAUUUCCAAGAGAUGCGUCAACUCCUGGGCCUCAGCGACAGUGAAGCCACAGCUGUGGCUAUGACGCUGACCUUUGGGUCCCAGAGUCGCUGGAAGACCGAGGAGAGUAAUGAGACAGUGAAGAAAGCCGUCGCGCAGGCUGAAAGCAUCUCUGAGCUCCUGCCGACGUGGCAGGAGAUCAAAGAAGGUGCCAAGAGGUGUCUGGAGAGACGCGACUUUUCGAAUCUGAGGGAAGCAGUGAUGAGCCGGGCCUUCCUCUUCCGUGCCAAAUGUGAUCUCGUCCAAGCGUUGGUGACAGCAGGUUUUGCGUUGCACCAUGAUGUCUUCGUUUCGAAGGCGUUGCAGCUUCACAAACGCUUCGAGCCAGCAACGGACAGGGAGCUCCAGAACUACUUUGAAGGUCGGGACAACCUGCAGCUGCGUGAUGAAAUCCUGAUCGCCCAACUAGAUGUGCUCACAAAUACUUGGCGCUCACUUCCCCAGAUCAUCAAGGAGGAUGUUCCAGAGGUGCUGCGAAGCCUUUUCCGUCCUGAGGUAGAGAUCGUUCUGAUUCGUGAAGCCGUGAAGGCGUUGGAAGAGAAGUGGAGAAUAGCCCGAGGAAGCAACUCCAAAGACGAAGACCAAAAUUUGAAGAUGCCUGAGGAACUGGUUCGAUUCUUCAAGUACAUGCGCCCUGCCACUGAUGAGUCCACUGGGCAACGGGAGCUCUCUAUGGUGUGGAUCAUUAAAGCCUGGUCAGUGGAGAAGAUGAGGCAGAGAGAGGUGCAAAAUGAUGUGGCAGCAAUAACUGGCAUCUAUGAAAAUGCUGAAAGCUUCUGGGAGCAUCGAGUCAAGAAUGCUCAUAAGCGAGCGGAAGAGGCUCAAGAGUUGCUGGAGAGGGCAGUGCAAAAGGAGGUGAUUCGUGUUGUGCUGUGCUCGUCCAUCAGCGACCUGGAGAAGGUACAAGCGAUGCUUUCAGAAAGUCUGAUGCUCACGAAGGACUGCAAGAUAGGAGAUUCCGAGAAUGUUCCGAAGGGAAAGUGCUUGGUUUGGAGUCAGGGCAUCGUGCGGGAGAAGUUCAAGCCCUUCGAGAGCUCAAAAGGAGCGCCAGAUUUGGCAAGGAUCCGCAGGGAGCUUCCCAGUCUUUACAACGGCAAAGAUGUUCGUUUGUUGUUCAGUGGCCUGGACUUUGACCGACAGCACGAAGAGUCGCAGCGAGCGCUGGAUAGCCUGCAGAAGUACAUUGCCAUGGCAAAGACUGCAGGCGAAGCAUUUCCAAGCAUCAAGCAGAUUGUGGACGACCUGUCGGAUGUACUGCAUAAGAGCCAGCUGUUCAAGAAAGACCAGGAAGCCAAGCGCAAGCUGUUCCUCAAGGAACGGGAGCUGCAAGCGACCAUGCAAGUGGCCGAACGGCGCUUGCAGCAGGUGGAGAAGGAGAAGCGAGAAAUUGAAGAAAAGAACCGAAAGCUUCAUGAAGAGAAGGGAAAGCUUGAAGUGGACACAAAGAAUGUCCGUGAAGAAUUGGGCAAAGUGCUGGAAUCCGUCGCUCUGGAGCAUGCGAAGCUAAAGACCCGGGUGAAGGAGCUGGAGACUGAAGAGAAGAAGCUCAAGGAUGCCAACGCGCAUCUCUGGGCAAAGCAAAAGACCAUGAAGGAUGCUCUGCAGAAAGCAGCGGAUUUUAUGCGGGCUUGGGUUGCAACAGGUGCUCCAGACACCGACGUGGACUCCAUCAUCCAGCUGGUCACGGAGAGCUCAAAAUAG